Aspergillus steynii IBT 23096 is the source of this 705-nucleotide messenger RNA. RefSeq names its product alkylmercury lyase family protein. Gene Ontology annotation, molecular function: alkylmercury lyase activity. The coding region runs from base 1 to 705 and encodes 234 amino acids. Lineage: Eukaryota; Fungi; Ascomycota; Eurotiomycetes; Eurotiales; Aspergillaceae. The transcript is spliced from 4 exons. The record is from RefSeq and is a predicted model, not a curated record.
AUGGAUGAAACUUCUCGCAACGUUCGCUACGAACUGUUCCAGUUCUACUUGAAAGAAUGCCGCCCGCCCACGGUCGACGAGCUGGCCAAAGCAUCUGGCCUUCCAUCGUCCGACAUUCCUCCUGUCCUUCGCCAGCUUGAGGAUGCUCACCACAUCGUACUCUACAAGCAUGAAUCUUGCGCGCCAACUCCCAUCGCAAUGGCUCAUCCGUUCUCUCAUCUCCCGACUCCCUUUGUGGUGUCCCAAGGCUCGCGAAGCUGGUGGGCUAACUGUGCCUGGUGUGCAUUCGGCCUCGCCGCAAUGCUGUCCCCGGCGAAAACGACCGUGUCAGUCCGGUCCGGCUCCAUUGGCAAGGAGAUGCAAUUCGUGAUCCAAGACGAUGAGAUCAAAUGCCUCAGCCCUGAGGGAGAGGUCAACACAAGUGACUGCUGCGUGCACUUUUCUGUCCCGCCUUCGACCUGGUGGAGAGACGUUCGGUUUGCGUGCGGAACUAUUCAGUUCUUCGCAUCUAAGCAAGAGGCUCAGGAGUGGCCUCAGAAGCGCGGCUUUCACGCUGGGGAUAUUAUGAGUUUGGAAACAGCGUGGCUGUUAUCGAAGGCGUGGUAUCACAACAAGCAUGAACAUGGGUAUAAUCGGAAAACUUCCGCUGAAGUUGAAGAAUUGUAUACACGUCUGGGAAUGACGGCAGGUUUCUGGAAGUCUUGA